This is a messenger RNA of Trypanosoma grayi, 666 nucleotides long. RefSeq names its product small GTP-binding protein Rab7. The record is from RefSeq and is a predicted model, not a curated record. The transcript has a single exon. Lineage: Eukaryota; Euglenozoa; Kinetoplastea; Trypanosomatida; Trypanosomatidae. Gene Ontology annotation, molecular function: GTP binding; GTPase activity. Bases 1 to 666 code for a protein of 221 amino acids.
AUGGAGGAAGAGCUCGCGUACAAGAUCAUAGUCAUUGGCGAUGUUGGUGUCGGAAAGAGCAACGUGUCGUCGCGGUACUGCGACGGUGUCUUCUACGAUGACAUCGUCCCGACGAUCGGUGUAGAUUUCAAGUACUGCCACAGCACCACGCUAGGGAAGCCUUCACGCUCUGUGAGGCUGCAGGUCUGGGACACAUCCGGCCAAGAUCGCUUCGUUACUCUUACAACUGCGUUCUACCGCAACUGCAACGGCGUCAUGCUCUGCUUUGAUCUGACCAACCGCACCUCCUUUGAGGGCCUCGACGCCUGGUACAACCGCCUCAAGGCAAACUGCUCCGAAAUGCCGCCUGUUAUUCUGGUUGGCUGCAAGCUCGACCUCGUGCAGCGCAGUGACGUGCAGGAUGGCGGCAUUGCACUUGGGAGCCACCGGCAGAUUGAGCGCAGCGAGGCGGAUGCGUGGGCACGGAGUCACAACUGUUUUUGCUAUCUGGAAACAAGCGCGAAGGACAACACGAACAUAUCGGAGGUAUUUCAGCAACUCGCAACGUAUGUGGCGCGAAAUACAACCCUGACGGUGGAGGGAUCUCGUAGCGGCGUCACCGGACGCAACGGGCGUCCGGCACACCGUGAGACAGAAAAGAAGAGGAGCUGCUGCGGUUCAUUCUAA